CUUUCUCUCUGAGCGGUCGAGUAUAUUCCCCACACUCACACAGACACACACACACACACUCACACCAGUCUCACCCUUAAACCAUCAUUCCCUCACACAUAAUCCUCAAGUCGACAACGAACAUACAUACUCCAUAAUCAAGUCGACAUAAUACGUAAAUAACAAGGAUGUGUACGUAAAGUGAAAAGUGUCCAUGGUGAUAGUGUUAACAUCGGCCGUAUGAGCUCAGCAAGUUAUCGUAUGUUGGAUAUGAUCGAGGAAGGAGCAUCUGGGGGAUAUUAUCAACUGUUUCUGGAGGAAACUCUAGUCAGACGUCAGGAACCAAGGGAUUGUACCUCCAGGGGGCGCUGCUGACGAUCUGAGGAGUCAGCACCUCUAAGAAGACGUGUCAGCAAAUCCUCCUUCAUUGUCUCCUAUCCCUUUAUCUCCCAAUCCUUCCAUCCUCUCCCUAUCCUCCCCCCCCAUCCCUUCAGCAUCCCCCAGAAGUAAACAACUAACACAUCAUGAGGAGGGCAGUAGUCUUCAAGGGCACGUGGCUCCUGCCGGUGUCCCUCCUACGUCUACUCCUCCUGGCGGUCAUCAGAGAGGCGGGACAACACGACUAUGAUGCCUCAGACAGACUCGGAUCCUAUUACGAUUUUAUAGUUGUUGGGGCAGGGACAGCAGGAGCCGCCUUAGCAGCUCGUCUGUCGGAGGUAGACGGGUGGAGGGUCCUUCUACUAGAGGCGGGAGGAAUACCGCCCCUAGAGAGUAAUAUUCCAGCUCUCUACGGGAUACUCUUACAGGGUGACGCUGAUUGGAACUUCAAGACCGUCCGCCAGAAACACGGCCUCAAGGGAUUCACAGAUCAGGCCAUACCAGUAACCCGAGGGAAGAUGGCUGGGGGGAGCUCCUCUAUAAACUUCAUGAUGUACGUGAGAGGAAACAGACGUGACUUCGACAACUGGGCGGCCAUGGGAAACCCCGGGUGGGACUAUGCCUCCGUCCUGCCUUACUUUAAGAAGAGUGAAGACUACAGAGGCACCAGACAUGCUGCUACAGCUGAGUACCACGGGUUCGGGGGCGCCCUUAGUGUGGAGGACAAGGGCUGGUACUCCCCCAUCCUUCAGGGCUUCCUUAAGGCCGGCCAACACCUGGGCUACAGUGUUAUAGAUCCCAAUGGACCUGAGAUGAUAGGGUUCAGUGUGCCGGACAUGACUGUUAAGGAAGGAUGGCGCUGGUCCACUGCCGAGGCCUACCUCAAGCCCUCAGCCCAUAGGUCUAACCUCCACAUCGUCCUCAAUGCCCACGUAACUCAGAUACUGUUUGACCAGCAAAAGCGAGCCUCAGGGGUGCGCUUUGAGCAUCAGGGAAUGGUGAAGAUGGCUCUGGCGAAGAGGGAGGUGGUGGUGUCUGGGGGCGCCAUAUCCUCACCCCAGAUCUUGAUGGUGUCUGGAGUAGGACCAGCCAAACACCUUCACCACCAUGGCAUCAAGGUGGUGGCGGACGUGGCUGGAGUGGGUCAGAACCUACAGGAUCAUGCAUCAAUCUGGGGACUCACCUGGACCACUGCACCUGAUACCUCCAUCAGUUUAUUUACCUUGGCCAGUCCCACAGCCCUCGCCGACUACGUCUUCAGGAGGAAAGGUCCCUUCACGGCGCCCCUCGGUAUAGAAGCCCACGCCUGGAUCGAAGCAGAUGAGGGCGACCCCUAUUGGCCUGAGCUUCAGUUCCUCUUCAUAGCAGGUACCUCAAUGUUCGACCACGGGAUCGCUAUGCCUGACCUGAUGGGCUAUGACAGAGAGUUCUUCUACAAAUACUUCCUGCCGAUACGGAAUCAGGAAGGGUUCAGUAUCGCCCCCAUGCUGACCAGAGCCAGAAGUCGGGGGUCAGUCACACUUAAGUCUAGUGACCCCAAGAGUGACCCUGUGAUUGACCCUAACUAUGUCAGUGACCCCACGGACGUCAAAAACCUGAUCAAAGGUAUCAAGUUCGCCCUGGCAGUUGGCAGUACUCCUGCCAUGCGGGACGAAUAUGGCUCAAAAUUCCACGAUAAGGUGGUGCCGGGGUGUGAGGGACAGGUGGUGGAGAGUGACGCGUACUGGGAGUGUGUAGUUCGCCAUCUGACUGGCACUACCUACCACUUCGUUGGCACUUGUAAGAUGGCACCUCCCUCUGACCCUCUAGGUGUAGUGGACCAUACACUCAAGGUGCGGGGAGUGACGGGGUUGAGGGUAGUGGAUGCCUCUAUCAUGCCCCUCGUCGUCUCGGCCAACACCAAUGCCGCCACCCUCAUGAUAGCUGAGAAGGCCGCCGACCUCAUCAAAGCGGAAUGGGGAGUCAUCUCACGCCGUUACUCGACCCUAUAGUGCCGCCCAUGGGUCCUUCAGUCCUCCUCCUUCAGGUGUUGUAUGACGCUGACGACCACAAGGAAGGAAGAUUGUGAUGCGUCUUCAGGCUGGAGUAGGACCUUAGAGAAGGACAUUUAUCUACAGAGGGUGACGUAUUCCUUAUCCGGAGUUUACAAGUUUGAACAAAUCGCAGGAAGAGUUAGGUAGCUGUUUCUCAGGAGUCCAGGACCAAGUACUUGACUCUCAGGGGAAAAGGGGGAGCUAAAUCUCAGCGUCAUUAAUUAACCUGACUUUAUAAAUCAACUCAUCCACCUGUCUCGUAACUCUAGUUUAGUAAAGUCCCGGAAAACAGUCCUGUCAGUGCCCCCGUCCCAGCCAUGAACCCUGGACUUGUGAAUCUGUGAAUCCGAGAUAUCACACAGUGCGCCCAUGGCUGUGUGAGGUUUCGGAUUCACAGGUUCUUAAGUCCAGGGUUCAUGGAUGGGACGGGGGCACUGACAGGACUGUUUUCCCGUGACUGUACUGUACGAAUGAUGGUCUGAGUAUUCUGUACCUCAAACCUGGUUGGUACACUUCACUCCCUGGGCGAUCUAGGAGCACAUUACCUAGGAGGGAGAGGUACUGUACCAAAAGGCCAAACACCUCACUUCCAAGCUUCAGUAUUAUAUGUGUUUCAAGGGACCAGGUAUAUAAAGGUCACAUCAGGAACAGUGUGUGUGUGUGUGUGUGUGUGUGUGUGAUGACCAUAAACAGUAGUGUAUAAGUUCUCAGUGCCUGUAAAUAAUGUUAAGUUUAUACACUGAACAAGUCAAGAUUAGGAUAGCUCGUCUCCGGACGCUAAAACAUAAAUAGAAAUAAUAAUAACAAAUUAAUAUUGUUAAAACAAAUUGCUUGAACUAAUACUUGAGUGUUUGAGUCGUGUGAUAAGAUGGCUUUAGUUAACAUUAUAUAAAUUAAAGCAUAAGACACAGGUAUGUUUUAAGUACGUCAAGUUAUGUAGUUCCCGCAGUGAUGGUCAGGGGGACGUGAGUCUCUGUUCUUUUAGUGAAAUAAAAAGUAUUUUGGCAA
Messenger RNA from Homarus americanus (American lobster), 3398 nucleotides. RefSeq names its product glucose dehydrogenase [FAD, quinone]-like. The coding region runs from base 504 to 2348 and encodes 614 amino acids. Gene Ontology annotation, molecular function: oxidoreductase activity, acting on CH-OH group of donors; flavin adenine dinucleotide binding. The record is from RefSeq and is a predicted model, not a curated record. NCBI's taxonomy places the organism in Eukaryota, Metazoa, Arthropoda, Malacostraca, Decapoda, Nephropidae. The transcript is spliced from 14 exons.